Plutella xylostella (diamondback moth) is the source of this 2678-nucleotide messenger RNA. RefSeq names its product SAM_USH1G_HARP domain-containing protein Sans (gene Sans). The record is from RefSeq and is a predicted model, not a curated record. Gene Ontology annotation, molecular function: protein binding. NCBI's taxonomy places the organism in Eukaryota, Metazoa, Arthropoda, Insecta, Lepidoptera, Plutellidae.
CGUUCGUGGUCAAUGACCCAGUCUGUGUUCCCUUUAAUUUAAAUAUUUAUACUAAACUUAUUAAGAACUUUUAAAUUAUUAUGCUAUAAGUUGGUCUCAUACUUAACUGUGAUUGGUUUUUAUGAAUUAAUUUGUGAAAAAGUGUGGUGUGUAGCCUGUGAACUAAAAACAUUGUGUUGUUGACUAAAGUUGUUUGUGAUAAAAAACUUUCUAACCAAAACAUUGCUUAGAUGGUGUUUCUAAGUAACGAGGUAGCACUGUUACAACAUGAGUGAAGGAGAAACUAGCGUAAAUCUAUUCAUUGGUGAUCUAUAAAAUAAAAACUUACGUACUUCUAAUUCAAGAAAAAAUAAAAUCUGCAAAAUGUCUACAGACAGGUUUCACAAGGCGGCCAAAGACGGCAUGAUCGAGGUCCUCCGCGAGGCGACGCGCAAGGAGUGCAACAACAAAGACGAGUCCGGCAUGACGCCCACCCUGUGGGCCGCCUUCGAGGGCCACGUGGAGGCGCUGCGCCUGCUCUGCGCUAGGGGUGGCGAGCCCGACAAGGCGGACUACUUCGGCAACACGGCGCUGCACCUCGCAGCUGCCCGGGGACACAAGGACUGCGUCACCUUCCUCGUCAACUUCGGGGCCAACGUAUUCGUCAUGGACGUGGACGGCCACACGGCCCAGGAGCUGGCUGCUAUUAAUGGGAGAGAGGACAUACUGAGGUACCUCGACCAGGCGACGGCGAAGCUGGAGAACAAUGAUAAAAAAAAGGCGAAAGCUCAAAAAGAGAAGGCCAAAAAGGACCACGAGAAGUCUGCAAAACAAUACCAGAAGCGGCAGAGCAAGGCCGAGGUGUUAGCCGAGAAGGAGAUGAAGAAACUGACCAAGGAGUGGGAGCAGGGCUACCUGGACGGGGGCACCCUGCCACAUAGACCUAGCAAUGUGCUCAUGGCGCUGAAGCAGAAGAUGACCAGAUCUAGCAGUCAAGGCAACCUGCUAUCAGAAGAGGCGCCUCGACCCACGUACAGCGCGCUGGUGGGCACGGUGAGCGCGGGCCCGCGCGGCCGCGGCGCCGUCUACAAGAAGGCGCUCGCUAGCAAGCUACGUAGUGGAACUGUGGGCAGGGCUGGACCUACUGAUGACUUCAAGGUGGGCGAGGUGGAGACGACGGGGCGGCGCUCGGUGACGUCGCUGUCGGGCGUGAGGCGCGACUCGGAGGUGAUGUACGUGGGCACGUUUGGAGCCGGCCCGCAGCAGCGCGCCACCGUCGCCGACGUGUUCGCCGAUGAGCGGCCGCAGCUCACCUCGCAGACUCAGAACACGCUUACCAGAUCGCUGAGCCAGCCGGACUUCGCGGCGGCGGGCGAGGACUCCGGCAUCGGGCAGGAGGUGCUGCUGCAGGAGCCCGCCAGCAUCUUCGACCGCCCCGGCUUCGGCAGCGUUGCCUUCAGGCGUUCAAUAACAGCAACCCUCAGCGCGAUGCCUGGCGGCGGCGGCGCGGGGGAGGACCUGUCUAUAGGGUCGGCGGGGUCGCUGGCCGCGCGCCACGCCUACAAGCCGCAGGAGUGGAACUCCGCGCACUCCGAGAGCUCAACAAUAACCUCCGACGAGGAAGGCGACGCGGAAGAGGAAUCAGGGUACGCCUCCCUAGAGCGUUUCCUCACCGCCUGGGGCUUGUCCCAGUACGUGCAGAAGUUCAAGGACGAACAGAUAGACCUGGACGCCUUGAUGCUGCUCACGGAGAGCGAUUUAAAGAGCCUGGGCCUACCGCUGGGGCCGUAUAGGAAACUGGUCACCGCCGUGCAGGAGAGAAAGCAAGCGUUGAGUAACCCUGGACCGAUUAUUGAUACUGCGAUAUAAAAGUACGAUUGAUACAAAUGAGUGUUGAGAGCGGUAAUAGAAAAUAGUAUCUUAAAUAAUGUAUGAAAAGAGGUUCUAAUGCUCUCGAUCUUGUUUGUGAAGAUACAAGGCUAAGUGCCUAUCUUAUGAAAUAAUGAUCAAGGAUACCUUUUAAGGUGCCUACCUAGAUACUUUACAGUCAGAUACACUAUUGAGAUUUCCGUGCUGCCGUAUAUCUAGUUCUUGAUGCUGAAGAUAUAAUUCAGUAUUAUUGCUCAAAACUACCAAGAGAUUAAAUAAAAUAUUUACUUACUUAUUAUUAAAUAUCAGCAGCCGCUGAAAAUGGCGCUAAGCAAUAAAAAUAUAUAAAUAGUUCAAUAUGAACAGUACAAAAAUAUUCAGUCCUAGUGGGUAAAUGUAUUCAUAUUACAAUAUAUAUUGCAAUACAUAAAUAAAUACCUACUUAAAUAUGAAAUAUCUGCGAUAAGGAUGAAUUUAAUAUUUUUCAAUGAUUGUAUUCAAUGCCGUUAAGAGGCCUAUAUUUAUAGUACUUUAAGAUAUACCUACUUAUAAUUAUUAUACAUAUUAUAUUGCAUAUUUUAAGUAUAUUUAUUAGUUAUUUCUGCACAUGUUUGUGUGUUGUUGGUCACUCGUGUUGUAUUAUGUAUUUAGUGCGUAAGUAAUACUAUACAAUUUAGCCAAGUGUACUUAAAUAUUAUGUAAUUAUUGUGAUAUUUCUAUGAGAAAUCCCAACAUUCCGUACCAGUGAUUACGUCCAAUAUCGCCAUAUAAUUAAUACCUAGUUAUUUUGUACAAGAUUUUAUAUAAAUAAAAUAUUUUUCCGUGUGUAA